This is a messenger RNA of Mycena indigotica, 462 nucleotides long. RefSeq lists its product as uncharacterized. The record is from RefSeq and is a predicted model, not a curated record. The transcript has a single exon. Bases 1 to 462 code for a protein of 153 amino acids. NCBI's taxonomy places the organism in Eukaryota, Fungi, Basidiomycota, Agaricomycetes, Agaricales, Mycenaceae.
AUGAUGACGUCCAUAUUUGGCUGCUCCAUCAUCUUUUCCCUACGCGCACUCAAUGAAGAAGCUCAAGAUUGGGUGAACACCUGGAACUUUCACAUACUGCAAAUUCGCGGUGAACCUAAUCGGUCACCAGCAGAUAUCUUCUUCUUCAAUCAAAUAGAGGAGGGAGUUUACGGUCUUCCACUGGCUGAUUUGGCUGACUACGGGGUGGACCACGGGGCUCUACGGAAUGAGGAAGUGAUGUCGAACUUCUUCGCUAACAACGAGCAGGAGCGUUUAGAAAUCCCAGAAAACAUGAACACUGUGAUCUGCGAGUCCCCAGAGUGUCCCUUACUUCCAGUGCAAGUGCUGACGCUGGACGAACAACUAGAAGCUGCUCAAAUGGACGCGCGCAGUGUGAUUAAUAUGGACGCUCGGAAAUUGAUAUGGCAGGAAGCUCUAGCGAUCAUCAGAGAGUUUCUGUAG